Molecule: messenger RNA, 1491 nt
Organism: Angiostrongylus costaricensis
Lineage: Eukaryota; Metazoa; Nematoda; Chromadorea; Rhabditida; Metastrongylidae
Source: the annotation of a GenBank genome assembly
AUGAACAUUUAUGGAUACAUUCAUUUGUAUGACGCAUUACGACUGUACGCCAUUGCCAUUCGUACAUCGAUGAACAUCACCGGCAACUUCACAAUUUACGAAGAUGGGCGUUUCGUGUGGAAUCAAAUGCGACGUCUCACUUUUCCUGGUCUUGUAUCAGCAGAAGGAGUGAGUUCGGGAACGGUGAUGAUGGACGACCUGGCAGAACGGGCACCGGUAUAUGCAGUUUUCUACGUGCCGCCUAACAGCGAUACAGUGAGGAAAGUCAACAAGAUCGAGCCGAAGUUGAUCGAGAAAUGUGACGGUUUGAAAACAAAAACGGGAUGUGUCGAUUUGCAAAUCACGGAAGUGGUAACCGGGUUUUGGCCAUCUCCUGAUGGUACACUGCCUCAGGAUGAGCCUUCAUGUGGAUUUCGCAAUGAACGCUGCGACUACACAAUGUUAAUCAUCGCUGGCUUAAUGUUCCUCCUAUUGCUGCUCACCAUCGCAGGGGUAUUCAUCACUGUAAGAAUAUGCGAGAAUCGCACCUUAGCGAAAAUGCAAUGGAGAAUUUAUCGCGACGAUUUCAGAGUGGUUAACGAAGAUGAAGUUCGUUCUAUGAUAAAGCAAUCCAUCCAUGACAAUAUCAAUCCGUUCCUGGGUAUGUCGUUCAAUGAAAAGGAUGAAAUGGUGUUGCUCUGGAAAUUCUGUUCACGUGGUACUGUACAGGACAUUAUCUAUAAUUCCGACCUGGUGUUGGAUGCAAAGUUUCAUGGUGCCUUCAUAAGAGAUAUCACUUUGGGUUUGGAGUAUCUUCAUACCAGUCCAAUCGGAUAUCAUGGGUCACUCACUCCAUGGGCAUGUCUUAUUGAUCGGAACUGGAUGAUCAAACUUACAGACUUUGGAAUUGCUAGUUGCCUGGAACGAUGGGAGAAGCAAGGUUUAAUUUCGACUGAAUUGCUCAAAGAUAACGAUGAAGAGGGGAAAAGCGGCUCGCUACAAAAAACAAGUGUUCUUUACCAGUCACCUGAAUUGUUGAAGAAUCGGGCACUGAAUCGAUUGCGAACCGUUGAUCAGACAUGGAUAAAGCAAACGCAGUUUUGUCGACAGAUGGGCGACAUCUACUCAUUCGGCAUGGUGAUGUACGAGAUAUUAUUUCGUUCACUACCGUUUCCCAACUCCACUAAUAUUGAUGAAUUGGUCGAACACGUCAGUAGUGGUGAAAAGGUCUGUCGUCCGUCUAUACAGGAUCGAUCGGAAAUUCAUCCGGAUUUGACCGCAUUGUUGUUGGAUUGCUGGAAUGAGAAUCCCGAAGUGCGUCCGUCGAUUCGACGAGUUCGACUCAAUACUGAAAGUUAUCUGAGAGUAAAAGGCUCGCUUGUCGACCAGAUGAUGCGGAUGAUGGAACAGUAUGCUAACAAUCUCGAGAAACUCGUCCAAGAACGGACUGGUAUGCUGGAAGACGCAAACGCAAGAGCCGAUAAGUUGCUUAGUCAACUUCUGCCGAAGUAA